AUGGCGAGCUGGCCGCAGUUAUCAGCGAAAGCCGCGGCGGACGGGCACCGAUGCGACAUCGACUUGGACCUCAAACCCCGUUGGGACGACGGGGCCACGACCUAUCUCAUUCGCUUCGACCUCUCAGGAUUCAAGAAGGACGAGUUCAAGGUGCUCGUGGACGCCGGCGGCAGGCUGACCCUCCGCGGCCAGCGCCCCUCCGGACACGUGCGGGUCAACAAGGCGCUCCAGCUGCCUCCUACGGCGGACUUCGACAAGAUCGCCGCCCGGUUCGACGGCAGAAUGCUCUGCCUCACCGUGCCUAAACUGCCGGUUGCCGAAAUGGCGCUGGCGAGGAUGGACGAAGCGAAAGAGCUGACCGCGUGGGAGACGGAGGCGGAGAAAGAGCGAUCCGAAUGGGACCGGGGGCAGGUGAUCGCGGCUGCCGUCGCCGCCUUCGCGCUUGGCGUCGUCGUCACUCACAAGUUACUGUCGGCAAAGCAUGUCUAA
This is a messenger RNA of Lolium rigidum, 489 nucleotides long. RefSeq lists its product as uncharacterized. Bases 1 to 489 code for a protein of 162 amino acids. The transcript has 2 exons. The record is from RefSeq and is a predicted model, not a curated record. Lineage: Eukaryota; Viridiplantae; Streptophyta; Magnoliopsida; Poales; Poaceae.